UUCGCUUAGCUUUCCCAAUACAGCUCACGCGGCUGAUGUGUAACUCCGAAUGUGAACAUGGACGUACAUGUGUCUGCACAUCGAUCUCUGCAUAGCGAGCUCGUCAGUAUUCACUUGACUCGGAGCUCAGAUAUGUGGGCUCUACUGUGCUUGCCCACUUGGUGACAGCAGGUGCUGCGCUGGCGACGCAGCCGCGCUUGCCAUUUGAGAUUUCUACCGCUACUGGCGCAGGCCGCAGCUACUGCACUUACACCUCCACGCCAACCAAACCGAAAACACUUCGUGACCUAACUUCGGUUUACCCCACUAGUUUGUCGCUGUCGGCCUCCCACGAUCCAAAAUGUCACUCCAGAGCGCGGCAGACGUGCCGCUUCUCAUCAGCUCACCCAACUCGUCCUCCGAACGCCGUAUCUCGCCGUCAUGGAGUAUUGCGCACCUGAAGAGCCGACUGGAGCCUAUCACCGGAGUGCCCGCGAGUAGCCAACAACUUUCUCUUCGAGUUGGUUCUCAAGAUGCUGUACCAAUCACCGCACUGGAUGAGGAACAGACGCGUUUGGCGCAGUUCUCUCUGCAGCCCUAUGCCGAAAUCACUGUUGUCGAUACACGCCCACCUGCGGCCCGAACAGACUUUUCGGAUCUAUCAGCCGUCGACAAAUAUGUGAUGCCGUCGGCGGAAUACGAAACUCGAACUGAUAGUGUUCUUGCUUGGAAGAAAGCCCAGAAGCUUGGUCGAUUUGAUCCCAACGCACCCAGCAUAGAGCAACAAAAGAUCAUCGCUUCCCAACGUGAGAUAGAGGAGAGAGGUCUCACUGUCGGCAGCCGUGUCCGCCUCCUCCCCGAAUCUGACGCGCGAAGAGGCAUAGUGGGCUACACUGGCCUCGUCCCAGAGAUCCCUGGCAUUGGGGCCUGGGUCGGCGUCACGCUCGAUGAACCGACUGGCAAGAACGAUGGCUCGGUAAAGGGGAAGCGGUACUUUGAGUGCGGCAAUAACUGUGGCGUGUUUGUCAGGCCAGAGCGCUGCGAGGCUGGAGAUUUUCCGGUGCUGAAUGAGUUUGAUGAGGAUUUGGAGGAGCUGUGAGAGGCACAGCGGCAAGCUAUUCGAUGUGGCGGCAUUGGAUCGCGGGAAUCGUGUACAGCUUUGGCGGGUAACGUGUGCUAGGAGGCUUUAGCUCCAUGAAACAGAGAAUGAAUGAAGUGCGACUCAGAUCAGAG
This is a messenger RNA of Macroventuria anomochaeta, 1212 nucleotides long. RefSeq lists its product as uncharacterized. The record is from RefSeq and is a predicted model, not a curated record. Gene Ontology annotation, cellular component: nucleus; cytoplasm; microtubule plus-end. The transcript is spliced from 3 exons. Gene Ontology annotation, molecular function: alpha-tubulin binding; microtubule plus-end binding. Gene Ontology annotation, biological process: tubulin complex assembly; cytoplasmic microtubule organization; post-chaperonin tubulin folding pathway. Lineage: Eukaryota; Fungi; Ascomycota; Dothideomycetes; Pleosporales; Didymellaceae. The coding region runs from base 341 to 1078 and encodes 245 amino acids.